This is a messenger RNA of Salvelinus namaycush (lake trout), 3600 nucleotides long. It is a transcript of the gene vwa3a, whose product is annotated as von Willebrand factor A domain containing 3A. Lineage: Eukaryota; Metazoa; Chordata; Actinopteri; Salmoniformes; Salmonidae. The coding region runs from base 1 to 3600 and encodes 1199 amino acids. The transcript has 31 exons. The record is from RefSeq and is a predicted model, not a curated record.
AUGGAAGCGGCCAGUACUUCCCUCAGAGAUGACUGCCCUCCCUGGGAAGAUGUGUCUCUGUCUGCCCCUCACAGAGACGAUGGUCUACUGGUCACCCAUGUCAACCAAACACAGGACUUACUGAGGUCACAGGGUCAGGCUGCGGAGUGGAAGAGCUCCUCUGAUUGGCUCCUGACCCACAGUCUCUACAGCUCCGGCCUCUCCCUCUCAACACUCCUCUCACACGGGACCACCAAGAUCAGUGCUGGGGAGGACGGAGGCCUCAGCAGACAGCUGGAGAUCACUGCUGCAGCACUCAUUCACUUUGACUUCCAGCUGUACCAGGCCAUUGAGCUGUACCAUGGCAGAAUAAGAUGGCUGAACCAAGGAAGUAUGAAGGUGUUUGGGCUGGUGAAGGGGUCCAGAGUAGGGGUCAUAGUUGACACCUCAGAUGUUAACUGCACCAAAGACAGACUGCCAGAUCUACAGAGGAACCUCCUGUCUCUGAUAGAAGAGCAGCUCAGCUGUAAGCGUCAGCUGUACCUGAUGUCCUGUGGUACUGAGACCAGCAGCCUUUGGGACGGCCCCAGAGACGUCGACACCUUCAGACUGCAGGAGGCUUGUGACUGGGUGGAUGAGCUGGGAGCCAGGGGGGGAUGUAACCUCCUCCAGGCCCUGAAGAGAGGCCUUGGCCUGGGCUGCACUCAGCUUGACUCCCUGGUCAUCGUCCUGGGCUCCAGCCCUGACCAGACCUCAGAUGCCCUCUUUGAUUACGCAACCGUAAAGAGACUAGCUGAAGUUACACGGGGACGCCACCACAUCUUCUCAGCUUCCCUGGGUGUAGUGGACAGCAGUACAGAUGUGGAGCUGCUGUGGACAGAGAUCAAGGCAGCCAGAGAGCUGCUGGGACACACUGAGGCCCUGCGUCAGGGACGGCUGGGGGAGAUGAAUGUCACUGUGGUGGGACAACAGAUUUCCACAGAGUUGGACAGCUUUUCACUCUCUCCUUCGCUCCCCAGACCACCCAAUCACAAUGUCCCCCUGAGCAUCAAGCCCCCAGGUGUCCCGCCCAGCUCCUCGGCUGAUUGGCUGAGGAACCAUGGACUGAAAGCUAAGAGACUGGGGCUGUACCAGGUUCUGUCUCCCAAUGCCUAUUCUCUACUGGAGGGGUUUGUUCCUAUCCUGAACAAGACUGUCAGCUCAACAGUCCAUGAGAAGGCCAUGGUGCAGUUUGAGUGGCAUGAUGGAACGGUGAAAAACGUUCAUGUGGACUUGCCCUUAAUCUACCACUAUCAGAAACAGCUAAUGUCUGCAGUGGCUGUGUUGGAGAGGAGGGUGCAGUGGCUGAGCAGUGGGAGCAGGCAGAUCUGGGGGACAGUGUGUGAACAGAGGGUGGUGAUUGUGGUAGACAUGUCUAUGAUGAUCCCUGGCUUCUCUCUCCACAUCCAGCACUCCCUCAGGGUGCUACUGGAGGAGCAGCUGGCCAACAAACACAGCUUCAACAUCAUCGCGUUCGGCUCAGCUGUCAGAGCUUGGAGGGAGAGGUUGGCCCUCACCUCACCAGAGAACCUGCAGGAAGCCUGGCAGUGGGUCCAGGGUUUACAGUGUUCAGGGAGCAGGAACACCAUGGCUGCUCUGAGGCUGCCUCUGGAGGGGGACCUCCAUGGGGGUGGGACACUCCCCCUCACUCCCUCUCCUCUUCUCCCUCCGUCUCCCCCUCUCACCCAGGGCCUCUACCUCUUCACCAGCGGAGUGCCUGACCAGGAAAUUGCAACGGUGUCUUCAUAUGUGUCAGAGUGCUGCAGUGGCCGGCCUCUACGUCUCCACAUCUGUCUGUUGACUGGAGAGGAGACAGAGGCACAGACGGAGGCACAGACGGAGGGUUGCCCUCCACCUCACCAUGCCACCAGGGAGGAGACUGCUGGGGCACUGAGGGAACUGGCACAAGCUGGCAACGGACGCUUCCACUGGAUCAGUGAGACAGGCAUCCUGGAGAGCGAUGACAUCACUGCUCUGAUUGGAGAGAUGGAGAGGGCUGCUACUUAUUGGCAGAAGAGCGCCAUGCUGGUGGACUCCCUGACCCAGAAGUCUGACUGUAGGUGCCCAGGGGAGGAUCUCUCUCCUGGGGACAAAGCUCCGGCCCAGUCCCCCCUGGCCUGGAGACGCAGAGACAGACCACUGCCCCCACCGCGACCCACAGCACUCACCCUCGCCAGGCUGGUACAUCACCACCCCGUCAGCCAAGGUCAGGGUUUCUCCCCUGGUACAUCAUCACCCCGUCAGCCAGGGUUAGGGAUUCUCCCCUGGUACAUCACCACCCCGUCAGCCAGGAUUAGGGAUUCUCCCCUGCCAGGGUCAGGGUUUCUCCCCUGGUACAUCAUCACCCCGUCAGCCAAGGUCAGGGUUUCUCCCCUCAGGUACAUCAUCACCCCGUCAGCCAGGGUUAGGGAUUCUCCCCUGGUACAUCAUCACCCCGUCAGCCAAGUACAGCCCAUGACUGGUUGGGGUCCAGUAGAGACUAAAGCCAAGCAGAGGAAGCCUUCUCAGGUCUCCCAGUCUGUGUUCUACCUGGAAGAUGGUAACUUGGGUGUGGUGUUCAAGUCUUACCCCAAACCUAAAAGUGUCCGAAAGUCCAUCCCCUUAGUGACUCUGCCAAAGCAGGAAGAGAUCUGCUCGACCAAUCGGUGGCUGAAGAGGUUCAGUAUUAAGAGGCAGAAGCUUGACAUCUAUAAGCUGGUGUCUGGACCUGACUGUACUCAUCAUAAGAAGCUGGUCCCCUCGGUCCUCAAGAGAGUGUCUGCCAAAUACUGCUCCAUCUUCCCCAGUGUCCACAUCAACGGGAUGGUGAAGCACCUGCAGCUGACUCCAGGAGAGUUAAAACAGUACCUUACUCAGACUGAGAGACUCCUGCUGCGCUACAUACAGAGGCUGCAAUGGCUGCUCUCCGGUAGCAGGUGUGUGUUUGGGACGGUGCUGGAGAGGGAGGUGUGUGUGCUGCUGGAUGUGUCCGGCUCCAUGGCUCCCUGCCUGGGGGAGCUGAAGACCAAGCUGGCCUCUCUCAUCUGGGAACAGCUGCAUCACAACACAGUCAGGUUCUCUCUGCUGGCGUUCUCUGAGGGAGUGAAGGUGUGGCGUCUGGCACUGCAGGAGCCUACAGAGGAGGCAUGCCGCGACGCGGUGCAGUGGGCAUAUCAGCUCAACACCCAUGGGGGAACCAACACUCUGGAGGCCCUGCAGACUGGCUGUGGGUUUGGGGACAGUGUGGGCCUGUACCUGCUGAGUGAUGGGAAGCCAGAUUCCAGCUGCAGCCUGGUGCUGAAAGAGACGGAGAGACUGACCACAGGGAACCACAUUACUAUUCACACUGUCUCAUUCAACUGCACAGACAGCUCAGCCAAUGACUUUCUGAAGAAACUGGCCCACCAAACUGGGGGUCGGUACCACCGUUGUCAUGACAAUGUGGAUGCACUCAGUGGGCUGUUGGAAUCGGGCCUUAGGGAUGGAGAUGAACCUACCCUGCCGGCCCUUGAGGGAGAUGACUUGAGGAGACUGGCUCAGGAAAUUGACAAACUGAGACAUUUCCGGAAGCAGGCACAGGUCUUCAGGUUUGUCUUACAGUGA